Hibiscus syriacus is the source of this 3617-nucleotide messenger RNA. RefSeq lists its product as uncharacterized. The record is from RefSeq and is a predicted model, not a curated record. The transcript is spliced from 5 exons. NCBI's taxonomy places the organism in Eukaryota, Viridiplantae, Streptophyta, Magnoliopsida, Malvales, Malvaceae. Bases 549 to 3608 code for a protein of 1019 amino acids.
AGAGGAGAGAAAAUUAUAUAAAAAAAAUGUAUUUUUAGAAAUGAAAGAAAUGUGGGAGAAAGAUGUGAAGAAGAGCAAACAGAGAAUUAAAAAAAAGAGAGAAAGACCAGAUGUUGACAAAUUUCAUGUCACUGUUCUUAGAAGAUCGUUUGUUUCCUGAGAAUAUUUCUUCACCUGGGAUCUCCCUCUUUCUUUCUCCCUAGACUCCAUCCCAAAGCAAUAAACUCCUCUCUCUCUAUAUAUAUUUCCCCUUUAUCUCUCUAGAAACAAAAAUAAAUAUUAGAACUUUAACAAGAUUCUUUCUUUCUUUCUAUCUUUGUCUUUUGUCCUGAUGACGAUCUAUGGUGUUAACAGAACACCCACUUUGUUGUUUUAGCUGUAUUGUCUUUUUUAUUACUGUAUUUUUGUUGUUUUAAAGCUUUAAUCUUUUGUUGACAUCCUGGCAAGCUUUUGGGAGCUUUUGAAUUUAUCUAUGAUGGGGAAGUGUUGAAGCUAAAUCCAUGGGAGAAUCUCGAAUGAGUCUUGAUUAAAGGAUGUGGGUCUGAGGAAUGGGAACAAAAGUUCAGUCGAAAACCUGUUUGCCCGGAUAUUAUUCAAUGAGGGAUCUCAAUGAGGAUUCGAACAGUUGUAGCUGGCCACAUUAUUAUGAGGAUAAAACCUUGACAAACAGUCAGCAUUACAAUGGCUUUUUCUCGAGGGCCAAUGUCAAUGCGUAUCUCGGGUAUGAUAAGGACACAUUGAAGAGAAUAAUGCUCAAGCACGAGGCUAUUUUUAAGAAUCAGGUGUCUGAGCUUCACCGCUUGUACAGAAUACAAAGGGAGUUGAUGGAUGAAUUUAAAAAGAAAGAUUUACAGAACAAUCAGAUUCCUAUUGAGCCAUCGUUAUCAUCAAGCCUGUUAGCGUCUCAAAUUACAACCGAAGAGGCUAACAAAUGGCAUAUCCCUAGCUUUCCGGUGGCAAACUCUCUUUAUGGUCUACCGUCAGUUUCUGGUGUUGAAGAUACUUAUUCUCCCCUUAGUUCAGUGAAGGGAAGUAGCACCCGGGCCGAUCCCUUAUCCGGGAAUGGAGGUAACAUAAAGGAUGCUGAGGUGUUAGAGUGCAGGCCCACAAAAGUAAGAAGGAAAAUGUUUGAUCUUGAACUUCCAGCAGACGAGUACAUCGAUACUGAAGAAGCAGAGCAAUUCAGAGAUGACACAGCAUCUGGCAUGUCAAGUUAUCAUCUGAACGGAAAUGGGAAAAUCGGGCCUGCGAGUGGUGGGAAGCUAUUUCGUGUAGGGAAGACUGAUUGUCUCGAAGAUGCUUCAAGAUCCAAUUCAUGCUCGAGGGGCAAAAAUAGUUUGGCUGACUUGAAUGAGCCUGCUCAGAUCGAAGAAACUGAUGGUUCUGCAUUUUCACACUUUCUAGGCCAUGAACAGUCUGCUAACCCGAAGCAAGAGCUUCCUUGUUUGCCAAAAGACGUUUCUGUGAAUUCUCUUCGCGAAAGUGAGAAGAAGUCUGUAAGUAAUGCGCAUGUUGAGAAAAACGGAACCGUGAGACGAUUCUUCUGUUACCUGCUUGAAGCAGGGCAUAGUGAAAGCAACUCAAAGUCGAUUUCUAGAGGUUUUCAUCAGCAGAAGUUGCCUGUAUCUACUCAGCAGGUAACCGAUCAAAGCAAGGCUGAUCUCUCGAAAGAAAGAAUGCUUCGAGGUUCAGAAGUUCCCAAAAGAAAUGGUGAAAUCUCGAAUAACAGUCAUCCAGAGUCGAUAGUCAUGUCUAAUGUACCUAGUUUGAAUCCAUAUGAUUCUUCUGAUGUCAUAAAGCAGUGGUCUCAUUCGGUUACUUCUUGGGACAAGCCUUCCAGUAGCUUAAGCGAGAAGUCAAUGACAGUUCCAACUCACCCAUUUUUGAAUUCACCCGGUCCUUUGAGUAAGAGUUCUGUGAUGACAUCCCCGAGCAUUGGGAUUUUCGGAGGGAAGUGGCAGGUGAGUAGCAAUUCUAGACUUAAUCCAAGUUUUGUAAGCGAAUUUCCCAAUCGAAAUGGUUUUUAUUACGAUUCCUCAUCGGGGUCCAGGGAAUCUGCAAUUCGCUUCCCGUCAGUGAGUUAUGAUAGUAAGGUGGUCUCUGAGCACUUCCCUUCUCAUAGUUCAACUAAGCCUUACGGCUGUUCAACUAGCGUUGAUAUGAAGUCAACGAGUGGUGUAAAUUUGAAUGCGGUGCUUUCAAACAGUGCAUCUAAUGAGCCGGUUUUGCAAUGCGGUACUCGGGUAGAUGGAGGAAGAAACUGUGAAGAUCAUCUCCGAAGGCUACCGUGGCUACAAGCCAUGCCUUCUUGUAAGAAUGAGGCCACAAGUGCUGGCAAUGAUUUCAGUCAAAAUGUUACACGGGAUGUGAAGUCGCUUUCAUUCGCCAAUAACUUUGAUACCAGCAGUAGUGAAGUUAGUGAAUAUCCGCACAACAAAGAGAUACCCGGGAUCCCCAUUUUCGAAAAGCCUUUUGUAUCUAAGAACGAAUCUUCUUUGAUCGCAUCGCAUGCGUCCGUUCCUCAACGUUCAGAAGUUGAAGCAGAAAAUAAAGGAAGGAAUACGUUACUUGAUAUUAACUUACCUUGUGAUGCAACUCUUCUGGACAUGAACCACGACAUCGUUGCAGAGAAUUCAGCGAUAGAGAAGGAAACAAAUACAAAGGUCUCAAGUUUCCGACUUCAAUUGGACUUGAACUCCUGUGUUGACGAGGAUGAAGCUUCUUUUAUACCCUCCGUUGCGAGCACCGGUACGAAGACAACUCGAGGGAUAGAUUUGGAAGCCCCACUAAUUCCUGAGCCUGAAGAUGUCAUUCGUGGAGAAGAAUUACUGGAAAAGGCAUCUGAACCAUCUUUGCAGUCAACACAAAGUAAAGAUCACUAUGUGCAGGAUGAACUUGCAAAGAUUGCAGCUGAGGCAAUAGUUGCCAUCUCAUCAUCUUUUCAGGACAGUAAUUCGGAUGAUGUUGAUUGCAAUUCAUCUGAAAACACUAUUACAGACCCCCUAAAUUGGUUUGUUGAGACAAUUUCCUCUUUUGGGGAAGAUCUCGAGAGGAAGUUCGAGUCUAUUACUGGCGGUAAUGAUAGAGAUCGAGAUGAACCUUCCUUGGAAGAGUUUGAUUACUUCGAAUCAAUGGUUUUGAACUUAAAAGAAACCCGGGAAGAGGAUUAUAUGCCUGAGCCUCUGGUACCUGAAAACUUAAAAGUAGAAGAAACAGGAAGUACAUCUUUGUUAACGACUCGAGCACGAAGGGGACAGAGAAGGCGAGGAAGGCAGCGGAGGGACUUUCAAAGGGACAUCCUUCCAGGCCUUGUUUCCCUAUCAAGGUAUGAGGUAACGGAAGAUCUUCAGACAUUCGGAGGACUUAUGAGAGCGACCGGUCAUUCAUGGAACUCUACCAGAGCUGGGUGUGGCCGAGGGAGGCGACGGUCGGUAACUAGUUCCUCUCCUCCAGUAGCUGCCACAACUUGCAUGCAAUUGACACAGGAGCUUAAUAACAUUGAAGUGGGGCUGGAGGAUCGAAGCCUUACUGGAUGGGGGAAGACAACUAGACGGCCUCGCAGGCAACGAUGUCCGUCGGGUAAUCCUCCAUCUAUUGGAUUAACCUAAGAAAAAAGA